This is a messenger RNA of Magnolia sinica, 1244 nucleotides long. RefSeq names its product polyadenylate-binding protein 2-like. NCBI's taxonomy places the organism in Eukaryota, Viridiplantae, Streptophyta, Magnoliopsida, Magnoliales, Magnoliaceae. Bases 97 to 756 code for a protein of 219 amino acids. The transcript has 6 exons. Gene Ontology annotation, molecular function: RNA binding. The record is from RefSeq and is a predicted model, not a curated record.
UGACCAGGCUCCGCGGGAAAGAAAGAGAAGGAGCGGAAAAGGGCAGAUUAAAAACGGACACAGAAAGAGAAGAAACGGGGAGCGAGAGCUGAUCAGAUGGACGAGCAGCAUGACCAUGAAUCCUACGGUGGAGAUGUUCCGGAAGAAGAAGGCGAGAUGGAUGGCGAUGUCGAAAUGUCGAGGGCUGACGACGACGAUCCCAAUUCCAAGGAGAAUCUCGAGGAGAUGAAGAAGAGGCUGAAGGAGAUCGAAGAUGAAGCUGGCGCCCUUCGUGAGAUGCAGGCAAAGGUCGAGAAGGAGAUGGGCGCCGUUCAAGAUCCUUCUGGUACUGCUGCAACCCAAGCUGAAAAGGAGGAGGUGGAUUCCCGCUCAAUCUAUGUUGGUAAUGUAGACUAUGCAUGCACUCCUGAGGAAGUCCAGCAGCACUUCCAAUCAUGUGGGACAGUGAACAGAGUGACGAUUUUGACCGACAAGUUUGGUCAACCCAAGGGGUUUGCUUAUGUGGAGUUUGUUGAAAUAGAUGCCGUUCAGAAUGCUCUCCUGUUGAAUGAGUCUGAGUUGCAUGGUCGUCAAUUGAAGGUCUCAGCUAAACGAACCAACAUUCCAGGAAUGAAGCAGUACCGAGGAAGGCGCCCCAACCCAUACCUUGGUUCUCGAUUCCGAAGACCAUUCAUGCCAGCCCCCUUCUAUUCUCCUUAUGGAUAUGGAAAGGCUCCAAGGUUUCGGCGGCCCAUGCGAUACAGGCCAUACUACUGAUGGGGUUCUCGUCAGCGGGCCGCAGAACCAAAAUAUUGCAAAACAUUUGUACGAGUGGCCAUUGCAUGGUAUGUUUAGAUGUCAGUUCCUUGUUUGUUGGAGUACUGAAAUCCUUCUCCCUAACAGCUUGUAUUAUCUAUAAGUUGAGGGCCAACUUGAUUGCCCAAAUUUGCAAUCCUCUCGUGGGGUUCUCCAAUCCCCGUCUUGGUAAAUGUUGGGCGCAUUUGAUUGAUGGGAGCUUGAAAAGGAUGGAAUUGUUCUAGUGUUGUGGAAAUAUGCAGAUUUCUGUCAUGUUAAUGAUUCUUAUGAGAAAUUUUAGGAUAGAGAACUUGGCAACCUAUUUGAAGUUACUGGUUCCAAUCAAUGAUUCAAAGAGCGCCCUGAACUCCAGUAUGAUGUCAGGUUCUCGCACAGGGAUCUGAGAUGUAGUGACCAUGUUGUGUGCUUUUUAUCCAGUUUGUUUUAGUGGUUAAAGCCUUGCUUUUUUA